Nicotiana tabacum (common tobacco) is the source of this 504-nucleotide messenger RNA. The record is from RefSeq and is a predicted model, not a curated record. Lineage: Eukaryota; Viridiplantae; Streptophyta; Magnoliopsida; Solanales; Solanaceae.
AUGAGGAGGUUAAACGGCGCUUCUGGGAAGGGAGAUGAGAUUGUGCGCCAGGUUCCACCUGUUGAGAAGUUAUUCAUAGGAGGGGAUUUCAAUGGGCAUAUUGGGUCGACCGCAAGUGGUUAUGGUGAGGUGCACGGAGGCUUCGAUUUUGGGGAGAGGAACGGAGGAGGUACAUCGUUGUUGGACUUCGUUAAGGCUUUUGGCUUAGUAAUUGCGAACUCUAGCUUUCGGAAGAGGGAGGGGCAUUUGGUUACUUUUCAAAAUGUGGUUGCGAAGACUCAUAUUGACUAUCUCCUCCUCAGGAGCAAAAUCAACAUCCCCGUCUUCGCCGAUAAAAGGAUCAGGUUCAGAAGGAGACACAAUCGGAGAGCAGAGCGCCAAAUAGCAAUCACAGAAAUCGGCUUCGACCUAGCCAGAUAUAACAGGGAUCCCGCCAGACAUAACGGCGCACCAGCUAAGCUUGAACCCCAGGUUCAGACCGAUGAAGCAAAAAAGAAGGCCCCA